AUGAGAGUACUUGGUAAAUCAGAAUAUCCAAACAGCACACAGGUCGAUGAAUCUUGUUCCAACUUGACAGAAUCUACUCCGACUGUACCAGAUUCUACAGAUAACCCUUCGAAAUCCAGCAACAACAAAAGCUCAAAUACUAAAAGCACAAAUAACAACCCUUGGGAAAAUUUAUCUAUUGGAGGUAAAAUAGGAACCAUUAUAGGUCCUAUUUUACUUCUAUUCGUAUUUGUUGUUAUUGUUCGUAUUUUAAUGAGAAGGAAACCGGCACCAGAACCCAUUAAUACUAGCCCAGCUGAAGUCAUCGGUUAUGAGAUAACUCCAAUAUACGGCCGUCAAGUAUAG
Messenger RNA from Acaulospora morrowiae, 345 nucleotides. NCBI's taxonomy places the organism in Eukaryota, Fungi, Glomeromycota, Glomeromycetes, Diversisporales, Acaulosporaceae. The record is from the annotation of a GenBank genome assembly.